This is a messenger RNA of Corythoichthys intestinalis (scribbled pipefish), 2719 nucleotides long. It is a transcript of the gene nol9, whose product is annotated as nucleolar protein 9. The transcript has 13 exons. Gene Ontology annotation, cellular component: nucleus. The record is from RefSeq and is a predicted model, not a curated record. Gene Ontology annotation, biological process: cleavage in ITS2 between 5.8S rRNA and LSU-rRNA of tricistronic rRNA transcript (SSU-rRNA, 5.8S rRNA, LSU-rRNA). NCBI's taxonomy places the organism in Eukaryota, Metazoa, Chordata, Actinopteri, Syngnathiformes, Syngnathidae. Bases 479 to 2563 code for a protein of 694 amino acids. Gene Ontology annotation, molecular function: polynucleotide 5'-hydroxyl-kinase activity.
AGACUAUAAAUUCGCUUCGUUUUCUAUGCUAUAUCCGUAAUAUAUUUAUACAAAAAUCAACCAAUUGAGCGUUUGUAUCUGAGUUUUAUGCUGUCAUAUUCCUACCAUACUGCAACUAUGAGUGGUUUUUAGGAAACACGUCCCGUAAAUAAUAUCACUCCGGGAAAUUUUAUUGUUGGCCACCGGGAUUCGGUCGUCUCUGUUGUGCCUACUAGGUACACAUGUUAGCUAGCUGGCUAACAACUACUUAACGGGCGGCUCUUAACUAAACAUUUGAAUUGGUUUAGUAGACGUGAAGGGUUCUGUGUAACUUCUACACUUGUGCAUUUUCUUUUUGACGUCGCUGAGGUUCCCUUUGUGUAAUGCGAUUAACAUUUGCUAGUGAUGCAAAGUUAGCGAAGUAGCGUUACCUCGCCCGCUAAUUUCAUUUCGCCUAUGGUUCCUGUUUGAAGCCAUUCAACAGCGUAAUACUGGUAUAAUGAAGGCUAAGAAAAGCAGUCUUUCAAAAGGCAGCGCUACAUCUCAGAAGUGGAAAGAUGUGAGGGGUAAAAGAUGCAGACCUCCUCCCGUCGUCACGUCGGACCUCAACUCCAGUCCUGUCAUGGUCAGGAUGAUCAAGGAGCACCAGGAGUGCAUGAAGAAGAAGCCCACCGUGAAAAGAUUGAAGAGCAAGGCAAAACCUGUGUCUGGGAAAACUGUUACACAGACUAAGUCAUUCACUAAUGGAGACAUGGGCCUAGAUUCUGACGAAUUUCAGGACUGGAAGGAGUACUCCCAAUCAGUCCAAGUGAAUGGGCUACAGACGCAAGCUGCCACAGAGGAUGGUCGUACCCGUCGACUGGAUGGGAAUUCUCUUCAUCAGUGCGCGGAGAGGGAUGAUCAGAGGAAGCACGCAGUGCUCAUCAUGCAGAAAGGACAGGCCCUGUGUUUCCGCGGCAAGUGUUAUGUGACUUGCCUGUAUGGGCGGGUAGAAGUCCUGGGUUUCACCAUCGAGGAGGGCCAGCAGUCUUACCCGCUCUUCUCUCCUGCCUCACAUUGUCCACUGACCAUCAGAGCCACAGAGCGCCCUGAUGACAGCCGAGACCAUAGAACAGAGGCAACAGACAUCCUUUCCAAUUACCUUCCACCUGCGUCACAAAAGAAGCUGCUCAAAAAGGUUGUUUCCAACUCCUCCAUCAUCCUGUUGGAGCCCAUGGAGACACCUUUGACACGCUUUCUAUCAAGCUUUACUGAUCUCAGCAACCUGUUUGACCCCCCUGCGGGAGAACUUAUGUCUGCCAUCCUGGACACGCCUCUUAAUGGCUUGGGGAUGAUUCCUCUGGUCAGCGACAUUGAGGGCCUGAAGGUUUCGGAGAGCUGCCGGGAGUCCCUCAAUGCGGUGGUCAGUGCCUGCAAAGGGGACCUGGAUGCUUGUGCUGUUGUCCUGGUGUACGGAGCCAAAAAUGUUGGGAAGUCCACAUACGUCCGCAUGGUCAUCAAUACUCUACUAAAUCACACAACAAGUGUGGACUAUUUGGAAGCAGACCUCGGUCAAACUGAGUUCACCCCAGCGGGUUGCUUGUCUUUGGUGACUGUUAAAGAGCCUCUGCUAGGUCCCCCGUUCACACAUCAACGUGACCCCGACCACAUGGUGUACUACGGCGACACAUCAUGCGAGUCCGACCUAAGCCGCUACAUGGAAAGCCUUAAGUCCCUGUGGCGUAGACGCUCACCGAGCGGAGAGACGCCCAUUAUUAUCAACACCAUGGGCUGGGUUAAAGGUUUUGGACUGCAGCUGCUAGUGGACAUGCUGCGCUUUUUCCCGGUCUCACAUGUCAUUCAUUUGACUCACGGUGGUGGCACCACGCAAAGCCCCGCCCUUACUCCGGAGUUUCUGAGAACUGCCCAAGGCUUCCACACGCAGCCGCCUGCUCAGACAGCAUUGGACGAGUUCACGGACAGUGCACGCAGCCCAUCCCGUGGCUAUUUUCACAUGAGUGUUCAGUCCGACUUUGAAGGCGUGGGCUGUCAAGGAACGGCGAAACACCAACGCACCAAUGAGCAACGAGACCUGUCACUUCUGGCAUACCUUGGUCAGCUUCAGUCUGCUGAUCCAGGACCUGUUAGACAACUUCACUCUCUAACACCCUACCAGGUGCCCCACACAGAUGUGGCUUUGGUUGCAGUCCAUUUUGACGUAGCGCCCAGUCACAUUUUCUAUGCUGCCAACUCCAGCUUGGUGGGACUCUGCAUCCUGGCAGAGAAAGUGGCCAGCAAAGGGGGUCCGGUCCUGCUGUCUCGGCCCCCAAUCUGCCCCUGUGUAGGCCUGGGUGUGCUGCGAGGGAUCGACAUGGCACGAGGCCUGUAUUUUGUGCUGACGCCGGUAGAUCCCGCCAUCCUGCGCAAGGUUAACUGUCUCCUUCUCGGAGCUACGUCGUUGCCCUCCUGCAUCCUGACAGCACAGGGAAAUUUGCAGGGCGAGCUACCUUACGUCACAUCAGACUACAGCUUCGACCUGACCGGCGCUGGAAAGCUGCGGAUUUUCAAGGGCCUGCAGAGACCGAGUCAGACAGGGACACGUUGAUACGUUUCAGACUUGCACUUUGUUUUUUAACAUCAAGUCUGAUGUGGACUCUUGGAGAGAAAUCGCUCAGAACACUGUUGGUUGUUUUGUACUAGUGGCAUUCCAGUGCUGAAAUUGAAUUAUGUUGUCACAUUAAAGAAGAAACAUUUUUUCUUA